Messenger RNA from Synchiropus splendidus (mandarinfish), 2080 nucleotides. RefSeq names its product zinc finger protein OZF-like. NCBI's taxonomy places the organism in Eukaryota, Metazoa, Chordata, Actinopteri, Syngnathiformes, Callionymidae. Gene Ontology annotation, cellular component: nucleus. Gene Ontology annotation, biological process: regulation of transcription by RNA polymerase II. Gene Ontology annotation, molecular function: RNA polymerase II cis-regulatory region sequence-specific DNA binding; DNA-binding transcription activator activity, RNA polymerase II-specific. Bases 636 to 1871 code for a protein of 411 amino acids. The record is from RefSeq and is a predicted model, not a curated record. The transcript has 6 exons.
CGUUAGCCAGCCUUUCUGCUACUGCGGGAUUCGGUCCGAGCGGUAGGGUCCAAUACUCCGGUUCGUUUUUCUGAACUGCGUGGUGAGUUACCUCUCUUACCGGGUGGUUCUGGCUGCCGCUUCACGUUGGUGAAGUUGUACACGCUCCGAAAACGGUAUGCUAAUAGUUAGCUUGGCGACAGAAGGCGUGUUUGAGUGGCAGGGGGCGUCAGCCAAAAGAAAGAGGAAGGUGAGGAAGUUCCCCGCUUUGUUAUGCUGAAACUCCCCAUCAUUUUUUGGCAUUUCCCUCAGGUGUUGUGUGUCCGCCUGUCCACCUCAUUCAUCAUGUACCCACUAAGUGGUGUCCAUCUCCUUUCUUUCCUGGUCCAACUGUCUCUCCUCUCCAUGUGUCCAAAGUAAACCAUCCAGCCUGCCUAUCUGUGCCUCCAAAUCCGAGCUCUCCCUCUGAUAAUCUGAUUUCUGAUCAUGUCCUUUCCAGUCAUGACACCCCCAGUUGUCUUCCCUUUGACUCCAACUGAUGCUGCGACGUCCUCCUGAAGAUUCAAACAGAAAAAGGAAACCAAUCUGUGUGGUGUAAGCAUUUUGAACAUGCUCUCUGGCGAGGCAGGGUCCAGGUCUGUGCAGUCUCGUGGAGGAUGAACGCUGUCGCCAGCAGGGGCGACCUUCGUCAGCCUACUGAAGGUGAUGGACGUCUGAGGAGCUUUCCUUCCCCGGAUGUUGUCCGUAGAGCAGGAGAGGAAAUGUUCCCGGAGAGCAGGACCCAAUCAGGCCCAGAAGAACCGGCGCUGGAGCCGACCCUGCUGCAGUCCAAACGGCGUCACGUCUGCGCUGUGUGUCACAGAGAGUUCACGUGUCCAUCGCGCCUGGCCGACCACAUGUGGUGUCACACGGGCCACAAGCUGCACUGCUGCGCUCUGUGUGGCAAACGCUUCACCAAGAAGAUCAACCUGACGGUCCACCAGCGGGUGCACACGGGCGAGAAGCCCUUUUCCUGCCCCGACUGCGGCGUCAGCUAUGCCCAGCUCAGCUGUCUGCGCAGACACCGGCUCAGCCACGCCCCGCAGAAGCCCUUCCAGUGCUCCGUGUGCGGCCGUGGCUUUGUCCAGCGCCGCUCGCUGGUGCAGCACCAGAGGACGCACACGGGCGAGCGACCGUACGCUUGCACCCUCUGCCCUAAACGCUUCGCCUCCCGCUCCGGGCUCAUCGACCACCAGAACACGCACUCGGAGGAGAGCACGCUGGUCUGCGGCCUCUGUCAGAAGGUCUUCACCACGCCGUCGUCGCUGCGAGACCACCUGAGGCUGCACACAGGCCAGAAGCUGCAUCCUUGUCUGCUCUGCUCCAAGAGCUUCAACCGACCUGGGCUGCUCAAGAAGCACCUGCUCACUCACCCCCAGUACCGGCCUGAGGGGGGUUCACCGCAGGUGGGCGAUGGACAAAGGAAAGAGGAAACACCCCCACCUGUCAAGAAGCACAGCUGCCACGUCUGUGGGAAGGUCUACUCCAGAGCCACCUACCUGCGAGACCACCUGAAGAACCACGACGGGGAGAAGGUUCACUUCUGCUGGCUGUGUGAAAAGUCCUUCAGCAGCUCCAACAACCUGCGGGCCCACCAGAAGACCCACCUGGCGGACAAGCCCUUCCCCUGCAGCCUCUGUCCCAAGAGCUUCCUGCGCUCCAGUCAACUCCAAAACCACCUGAGGACCCAUGAGAGGGAUGAGCAGGUCAAGGAGCCGGCUGAGGAGCCUCCACAGGACGUGCAGAUUCACGACGACGCUUCAGACCAGGUAGCUGAUCUGUCUCUGACGGGAAGAGGGAGAUCACUUCAGAGCCGACGAGGAGGAGGUGACAGAGCUGAACGGGGACAUUGAGGAGUGAGACAUGAGCGUGUUGAUCAACGCUGAUGGAGAAGAGGAAAAUUGGAGGCCAGUGAAGAACCUCUGACCGUCCGUGAGGUCACGGCUGAUGGUGCAGACGGUGCCUAUGGCAGACCCAGCUGUCGGUGUCCUGUCUGCGGCCGCGACUGCUUCAAGAUGUCGGCGCUGCAGAAGCACCUGCGCAUCCACUCGGGCGAGCGUCC